ACCUUCAGCUAUGUCUUGGCUUCACAGAAUGUAACCAAAGUUGUCCAUCUCCAGUAGGCCGCCCCAUCAACGUCUUUGGGCCCCACAAACCACCAGAAUGCAGGGCACAACAUGGGUACAAUGCCAAAUGAAUUCCAAUUCCCUGAUAUUUGAGCCACCAACGUGUGUGGCUGCAUGCGGGGCAAAAUUUUGGUCACCCGCGUCAAAAUCUCACUCCAAGGUUUUUGGAAAAGUUGGCAGCUCUGCUCUGUACUGGACUGAACGGUUAUACUGAGCUUGCGCAGCAGCCUGGCACUCAGUCCCUGAACCAGUUAGUUCUAACAUGCUGGUAAGUGUAGCAAUCCGCAGCACUGCAGCUUCUGAGCUAUUCUCCACUAGUAACAGGUUGUGUUCGUGGAAUAUGCCUGAAUCGAGAAAACGUGCGUGCCAGUAUCCUGAGCGACACUAUUCCUACAAGAAACCAGUUAAUAAAAAGUACGGGAGGUAUUCAUCAUAACAGGUUGUAGGUAUCCAGAAGAACUUACUCUAGGUCAGCCUACCCAACGGCUGAUAAUAUAUUAUUAAAAGAGCAGGGACUAAGGCUGAGUGGCUAAAUUGAAUGGUGUCAGAUUAAUUAGGUUUACCAAGGGUCCGUUAAUAAUAAUAAAAAAAAUUCAGCAAAGCGUAGACCGAUUAGCACGCAAUAACCUUCACCCACUCCCAGUUCCACCAUUGGUCUCGAAAGUGAUUCCUUACAUAUGUGAAAGUCUGUAAAAUAUAACCUAUAUUGUAUAAUGAUUGUUUUUAUACGUUUUUUUGUAUAAACUCAUUUAUGAAAGCCAAUGGAAUUUGUGUAUUUUGGUACAACCAUGAAGUUAGCAUUUCUAUUACAGGUUGUGGGACUGUUAGACAUGGGCUUGUCCAGGAAUCUCAUACGUCAAAAAAGAGAUUGGAUCAUAGAAUCUUACAGUAUAGAUGAAGAACAUCCUGGACCAUUCCCUUUUUGUUUGGGGAAGAUUACCGUAAACAAUGAAAAGAGGGAAUUGACACUCAUUGGACCUGGAGCCACGGAAGACCCUGUGGACCUUAUAACUAUUGAUGAUGAAAAACAAUUAAUUUGUAUUAAUGGACCACUGGACUAUGAGCAACCCAAGAUCCUCAAUGUAGUAUAUGAGGAGAAUACACCAUCAGGGAGGGCUAGCACAAGACUUGGAGUUGAGAUAAAAGUACUGGACAUAAAUGAUAACCCACCGGUUUUCUCAAAGGAAAUCUACUAUGCCACGCUGGAGGAGUCAAAGCAGCAAGGGUCUGAGGUAGUGACAGUUCAGGCAUCGGACGCGGAUGAACCAGGAACAAACAAUUCCACUUUCAAAUUCAGAAUCGAGUCAAUUUUGCCGGUCCCUACAAAUGCUCAUUUUGACAUCAACACCAAAGGAGAAUCGGGGAUAAUAACAUUUAAAGGAUGUUUGGAUUAUAAGAAAGAAAAUAAAUAUACUAUUCUAGUGGAGGCAAAGGACCAAGGUGAAAAGAAACAACUUUCCUCCACAAGCACAGUGAUAGUCGAGGUUCUCGAUCAAAACAAUCAUCACCCUGCAACAUCCAUACCAUUUGUGCAUGGAAGAGUGAAAGAAAAUGAAAAAGACAUUCAAGUUGGAAGACUGCAAGUCACAGAUAAAGACACCAAAGGCACAGCUGCCUGGAAGGCCAAGUACGCACUUCACGGAGACCAAGGUGGACAUUUCAAGAUCACGACUGACCCAGAGACGAAUGAAGGAGUUCUCACAAUUGAAAAGCCGCUGGAUUACGAGAAGCUGUCUAUGAAGAACCUGUCCGUCUCUGUGGAAAAUGAGGAACCGCUAUUCUGUUGCGAGGUCAAAGUGCGAUCAGCUACUCAGCUGUGGGAGGUGGACAGAGAAAAGUGCUUACUUGUUGCCACCCCUCCCCAAUUUGCUGUGACCAUUGAGGUGGAGAACGUGAAUGAGCCUCCCAUUUUCAAACCCGCUGUCAAACAUGUUUACAAGAAAGAGAGCAUUGCUGUUGGCUCUUACUUGGAGAAGCUCACUGCACAUGACCCUGACGACGAUAAUGCCAUGUUAAAAUACUUUAAAGGAGAGGACCCAGCAGGGUGGGUGUCUGUCGAUCCAAAGACAGGUGAAAUCACAACAGCAAAUAACCUGGACCGCGAGUCUCCUUACGUGAAAAACAAUGUUUACACUGUGAUCAUUUACUCAGUAGAGAAUGGAAAAGCACCUUUGACUGGGACAGGCACACUCAUUAUCCACCUGGCUGACGUAAAUGAUAAUCUUCCCAUUCUGGAGCAAAGCCAGCUAGAUAUGUGCUUGUCAGAUGAACUGGUCAAAAUCUCAGUAAGAGACCCAGAUCAGAGCUACAACAGUGGACCAUACUACUUUGAAAUCCUUGGUGAUGUCCAAAGGCAAUGGAGACUUGAGCCUAAAUAUGGGAACACAUCCAACCUGAUCAAAGAAAGUGUUGCCUAUGCCGGGCGCCAUUCUCUGAAGCUGAAAAUCUCAGACAGGCAGGGCCUUUAUUUAGAACAGAACUUACAUGUCACUGUGUGUGACUGCACCGGAUCUACCUCCACCAUGUGUGAGACUGGACAGUCCAGACCCCAACUGGCUGGACGUGCCGUUGCAGUCCCGGUCAUCGCUCUGCUGCUUCUGCUCUGUAUCCUGCUGAUGAUGAUCAAGUGUGAGAAACGUAGAGAAUUCAUCCCCCUUCCUGGCACAUUUAAGGGGCAUGUGCGGAACUAUUGUACAGAGGGACCAGGGCAAGACAUUAAGCCUGUCCAAAAGAAUGAUGGUGUCAACAUAACACAGCUGCCUUCUCAAAUACAAAUAACGACCCAAGGAAUGCUACCAAGCCUUGUAUGCCAGCAACAGCCUUGCAGAGAAUGCAUCUUGACAAAAGGGACUACAAGCGCAAUGUCUAAGUGGACGGGGUCAGUCUGUAAUGUUGAAUUCCAUCCCAAUCCCAUCCCUAUACCCACAAUCCUUCUGACUGAACCGUCGAGUCUGGACCUGGCAUGCAGCCUUAGUCUGGACCCCAACUUCAAACCACUGGAUGCCAUUUGUAGGCCACCUAACUUGCCAAUGCUUGUGGUGGAAGACAAAAAAUGUACUUUCCCUGUGCACAAAUAAGUAGGGAUGGGUAUCGUUUGGUUUUUAUCCGAUACCGGUACAUAACCGAUACUUUUAAAACGAUACCGGUGCCUAAACGGUGCCGGAACCGAUACUUUUAUCAAAA
This is a messenger RNA of Clupea harengus (Atlantic herring), 3243 nucleotides long. RefSeq names its product cadherin-like protein 26 (gene cdh26.2). Gene Ontology annotation, biological process: adherens junction organization; multicellular organism development; cell-cell junction assembly. Gene Ontology annotation, cellular component: adherens junction; plasma membrane; catenin complex. The record is from RefSeq and is a predicted model, not a curated record. Lineage: Eukaryota; Metazoa; Chordata; Actinopteri; Clupeiformes; Clupeidae. The transcript is spliced from 13 exons. Gene Ontology annotation, molecular function: cadherin binding; calcium ion binding; beta-catenin binding. Bases 822 to 3137 code for a protein of 771 amino acids.